AUGAUAACUGUUGACAAUGAAAGUUUUGAAGAAGCACCAACUUGGGCUGCCGUCAUUACUAUACUCAGUUUUGCUUUACAUACUGCCCUUGGAUGGUUACGUGAUAUUCUUCGUUAUAUUGGCUUGGAAGAGAAAAAACUUGUUAUAGAUCCAAACCCAAAGGAUUUUGUACCACUCUAUCAAAGUUUCGAGUGCUUCUAUACACGCAAUCUCUAUAAACGUGUUCGUGACGUAUUCAAUCAACCAAUUGCGAGUAUGGCUGGACCCAUAGUUGAUGUCAUGGAACGUGUUACAGACGACUACAAUUGGACAUUCAGAUUUACUGGCAGAAAAAUACCGGCCAUCAAUUUGGGUUCAUACAAUUAUUUAGGUUUUGCCGAAAAUCGAGGUCCAUGUACAGAACAGGCUAUAAGAUCAAUUGAAAGAUAUGGUGUUACGACUUGUAGUACUCGUCACGAAUUAGGAAAUCAACAGUAUAUGAAAACUCUUGAAGGAAUGAUGGCAAAUUUUCUAGGCGUUGAAGAUUGUAUUGCUUUUGGUAUGGGCUUUGCUACAAAUGCAUUGAAUAUUCCCGCAAUAAUGGGCAAAGGUGAUCUUAUACUGAGUGACAAACUGAAUCAUGUUUCAAUUAUUCUUGGUGCUCGUUUAUCUGGCGCAUAUGUUCGAACAUUCAAUCACAAUGACAUGCAAGAUUUAGAGUGUCAAUUACAUGACGCCAUAGUUUACGGUCAAGCAAGAAAAUUUCGACCAUGGAGAAAAAUUCUAAUUAUUGUUGAAGGCAUCUACAGUAUGGAAGGCUCGGUGUGUAAAUUGCCUGAAAUAAUUGCCCUUAAGAAAAAAUACAAAGCCUAUUUGUAUGUUGAUGAAGCUCAUUCAAUUGGUGCUAUUGGUUCACAUGGUCGUGGUGUUGUCGAUUAUUGGAAUAUUGAUCCGAAUGAUAUUGAUAUACAUAUGGGUACAUUUACGAAAAGUUUUUGCUCUGUCGGAGGUUAUAUUGCUGGUGAAAAACGUAUUAAACAGUUAGCUUGUAAUGUUCAUUAUUUUCGUCGUCAACUUGUCGAUAUGGGCUUCAUUGUAUAUGGAAAUAAAGAUUCGCCAGUAGUGCCAGUAAUGCUCUUCAUACCGGCUAAGAUUGCAGCUGUCAAUCGAGAAAUGUUGAAACGUGGAUGUGCUGUAGUGACUGUAGGCUUUCCGGCUACGAAGAUAAACGAAUCACGUAUACGAUUUUGUCUAUCUGCUAGUCAUACUAAAGAAAUGCUCGAUCAUGCUUUGAGAGCUUUUGAUGAGGUGGGCUAUCUUACUGGUCUUCAAUGUUCAAAACGAAAACCACUACGUCGUUUAGCUGAACUCAAUCCUGAAGACUAUGUUGAAGAUUAA
Rotaria sp. Silwood1 is the source of this 1377-nucleotide messenger RNA. NCBI's taxonomy places the organism in Eukaryota, Metazoa, Rotifera, Eurotatoria, Philodinida, Philodinidae. The record is from the annotation of a GenBank genome assembly.